Molecule: messenger RNA, 1611 nt
Organism: Micropterus dolomieu (smallmouth bass)
Lineage: Eukaryota; Metazoa; Chordata; Actinopteri; Centrarchiformes; Centrarchidae
Product: ammonium transporter Rh type C-like
Exons: 11
Coding region: 1-1611 (536 amino acids)
Biological process (GO): ammonium transmembrane transport; ammonium homeostasis
Cellular component (GO): plasma membrane
Molecular function (GO): ammonium channel activity
Source: RefSeq, a predicted model, not a curated record
AUGGGCUGUGUUCAAAGCUUCAGGGACCUGUGUGACCAUCCAAAAAAUACAAAUAUUCGUAUCAGUCUUCCAGCAGUUUGCAUUGUGUGGCAAACAGCCAUGAUCAUCUUGUUUGGGAUUUUUAUUCGUUACAAUGAAGAAUCAGAUCCACACUGGGCAGAGCACAAAAAAGCUAACAAUAUAUCAAGUGACAUUGAGAACGACUUCUACUACAGAUAUCCAAGUUUCCAGGAUGUCCAUGUGAUGAUCUUUGUUGGAUUUGGCUUCCUGAUGACAUUUCUCAAGCGGUACAGCUUCGGAGGAGUGGGUUUCAACUUCCUCAUCGCAGCCUUUGGCCUCCAAUGGGCGUUGCUAAUGCAAGGCUGGUUCCACUCCCUGGACUACACUGAUGGAAAGAUCAAAAUUGGAAUUGAAAACCUGAUCAAUGCUGACUUCUGUGUGGCGGGCUGCUUAAUUGCCUACGGGGCAGUGCUUGGUAAAGUCAGUCCAGUCCAGCUGAUGGUUCUGACUCUGUUUGGGAUCACAUUGUUUGCUGUGGAGGAAUAUAUUAUCCUGAAUCUCAUACAUGCCAGAGAUGCUGGAGGCUCCAUGGUGAUCCACACAUUUGGAGGAUAUUAUGGUCUUUCUAUAUCGUGGAUGCUCUAUCGGCCAAAUUUGAACCACAGCAAGCGUCUGCAGGGCUCCGUUUACCACUCAGAUGUCUUUGCUAUGAUUGGCACUCUCUUCCUGUGGAUGUUUUGGCCCAGCUUCAACUCAGCCAUCACAGGCCACGGGGACGGGCAGCACAGAGCGGUCAUCAACACCUACCUGGCAUUGGCUUCAACUGUGCUCACUACUGUGACCAUCUCGAGCCUCACCCAGAAGCAUGGAAAACUAGACAUGGUUCACAUCCAGAACUCCACCCUUGCUGGAGGCGUUGCAGUGGGAACUGCAGCAGAGUUCAUGCUGAUGCCCUACGGGUCUCUGAUAGUAGGGUUCUGCUGUGGUAUCAUCUCCACACUGGGAUACAUCCACCUCUCGCCUUUUAUGGAGAAGCACCUGAAGAUCCAGGACACGUGUGGAAUCCAUAACCUGCAUGCCAUGCCAGGAGUCGUAGGUGGGAUUGUGGGAGCCAUUACUGCUGCAGCUGCAACAGAGUCCGUUUAUGGCCAUGAAGGGCUGAUUGAAACCUUUGGCUUUAAAGAUGGUUUCAAACACAGGACACCCGCAGUGCAGGGUGGCCACCAGGCUGCAGCCCUCUGUGUGGCUCUCUGCUUUGCUGUAGGCGGAGGCAUCAUUGUGGGUUGUAUCUUAAGAUUACCUAUCUGGGGAGAUCCUGCAGAUGACAAUUGUUUCGAUGAUGAGGUCUACUGGGAGGUUCCUGAGGAUGAAGAGGAUGCACCAGUCCCUCCGUACAACAACCACAUGCGGAACAAAAAUGUUGGAGAGGAACAGCAGAUUAACCAUGAUCCUAUCCGCUCACCGCUAGCCCCUUCAUACGCUCCGUUACACCAGCAUUUAAAGGGAGGAGGGGACGCCAUUCAGGCCCCUGAUAUGAAUCCCAGACGCAGGGACAAGAACAGAGCUUUCACCCCCGUUUCACAGAAAAUACCCCUUUCUGGCACCCUCUAA